Messenger RNA from Talaromyces rugulosus, 606 nucleotides. RefSeq lists its product as uncharacterized. The transcript has a single exon. NCBI's taxonomy places the organism in Eukaryota, Fungi, Ascomycota, Eurotiomycetes, Eurotiales, Trichocomaceae. The coding region runs from base 1 to 606 and encodes 201 amino acids. The record is from RefSeq and is a predicted model, not a curated record.
AUGGGGGGACAAUCCAAAAAGAGUAGAUCGAAAAAGGAGAAGGAGCAGAAAAAGCAGGAGCAGAAAGAACCAACUCUUCCAGCUGUGCCAGCUGAGCCAACCCAGUCAUAUCAGCCAUAUCGGCCAGCUGAGCUAUAUGAGCCAGAUGAGCCGCGUGAUCCAAAUGAGCCUCAACUGGGCAGCUUCAAAAUAUUUUGGGAUACUUUCAAGACUUUACGUGACCAGACCCAAGACAAAAACCCUGACUUUGUCGCCUCUCGAGAAAAAACCUUUGCUGAAAUGUACAUGCUAUACGACCCAGAGCACGGCACCAGCCACCUUCUCGACAUUGGUGCAAAAAUUGACAUGCUCUUAAGCUCGAAAAUCUACCAAGAUAUACACCUUGCAGCAAAUAUACUCACCGCUCUGGACAUGCGUUGCUCUAUCCGGUCACACCCCAAUUGGAAGCGUGUAAAAGACCCAGAUCAAGCUAUACGCCACAUUAGAGGGAGCACUACAACAGUGUUGUAUUGGUUCUGUAAGGAACUGACGUUGACUUACGGCUACUGGAUGUGUGGUUCCAGCCUUAGUGGAAACAGCUCUAAAUGUUUGCUGGGGGAAUUAUAA